Molecule: messenger RNA, 1774 nt
Organism: Metopolophium dirhodum (rose-grain aphid)
Lineage: Eukaryota; Metazoa; Arthropoda; Insecta; Hemiptera; Aphididae
Product: transmembrane protein 107-like
Exons: 5
Coding region: 831-1250 (139 amino acids)
Biological process (GO): protein localization to ciliary transition zone; non-motile cilium assembly
Cellular component (GO): MKS complex
Source: RefSeq, a predicted model, not a curated record
CCUUGAUCCUUGUAUAAAAUAUUUAAAUCUUAAAACAGUUCUACAUAAAUAAAAAAAACUAAAAAUUAGUAUUGACUCAAUUUACAUUAAAAUUUUGUGGGCCAUUAUUGCUAGGGUGGCCAAACACUUAAACAUGUCUUUGCUAGUAAAUCAUUCUAUAGAUUAUAUAGCCACGAUUGAUAUUGAUCGUCACAUUACGAUUAAAGUUUUAAUAUUUAAUUACUGAUAUUUCAAAUAUAUUUAUCAAUAAUUUUUCGAAGUAUAAAAUAUUUACACCAGUUUACACCAAAUAAACAAAUGUUUCUGAAAACAAAACUCUAUGAUGGUGUUUACCGCUUUCGAUAAUGAUAAUAUAUAUCUUCAGAAACAUAAACACAGAGCCGCCUAAUCCCUACUUAGGAAUUUUGGGGCCCGCAAAAAUUUUUUGGUGAAACCCCUCAACUUAAAUUAUAAUUUUACUAUUUUUUUUUUGCUAUACCUACGUAUUUUUAUAUUUUAUUUAUUUUUAAGAUUAUAAAUAAAUUAUAUCAAAAGUCUAUAAGUAAUUAUUUAAUGUUGAUUAGUAUAAACAAAACGUAUUUGACAGCAUUACAGAUAUAUUUGGGAGCCAUAAACAGACCGCUGGGGCUGCUGCCCCCCUAGCCCCCUCCAAAGUAGGGCUCUGCUCAAACAUUGUGUCUUCAGUAUUUGUAUUAUGCCGUGGAAUUGAAUCCAUUUUGUCUCCUAUAUGUGUCGGGAAACAGAGUGUUGCUGUUUUGUCGGACUAUUGAAAGUAUAUUGGAUAAGACACGGCAAAACUAAAUAUAUAUAUAUUAUACUGUUGUUCAACAAUGUCGACGUUUUGUGCUGAUGGUCUUAUUCCAGCGAGAUUUUUAUGUCUCGUUGCUCACUUUAUAAUGCUCGUCAUGGCUUUAAACCAUAGGGAGCAAAACGUAAAAGCCUGUCUACCAUACGAUUAUGACAACGACCUUUACAUGGAACAAGAAAAAAGGUUGAUGAUUGGUUACACACUUUCAAUUGGGUUCAUUGGUAUCGAAAUGUUUGGAUUUAUGAGUGGUAUAACAAUGUUUUCUCCUACCAACGGUUUUAUAUCUAUGAUUUGCCAUGGAGUGGCUACCAUGAUGAUGUUUUAUUUCCUUCAAGAUUUGUGGAGUUGCGAAAUGUUUUGGUCCGUGUUUUUUUUAUGCAGCAUAUUGCCGUGUUCAAUCGAACUAAUUAUGAUAAGCUACUCCUUUAUAAUGAAAAAAUGAUGACGUUUUUAUGAAAAAUUAAUUUAAGUUAUUAAUAUGUACACUUUUAUAUGGAACGUUUUAAUUAUAAUAUGACUUAUUUUAAAUUGUUUUUACUAUAGAAAUUAUAUGUAUGCUAUUAAUAAUAUUUUAAUAUUGUAUGUGUAGUGUAUCUUUCGUAUUUAAUUAUUAAUAUAUGAUAUUAAUCAUUUAGUAUAUUAUAAUGAUUGAUGACAAACCAAAGUCAAAAUUUGUAUUAUAUGCAUUAUAUUUUAUAUUAGAUACAACUUUGAGGAUUCAAAACCUUAAAAAUAUAUUGUUAAAAUAAAUUAUAAAUUAUUUAAAUUCAGAUUAAUAAACUUAAUAUCAUUAUAAUAGUUAUUUUUUACUUGUUAACGCAUGGUCAGACAAAUGAUUUAUUGAGUUAUUAAAUAGCGCACAGCAUUUUUACUUGGCUAUUAAGUUGGCCAUUAAGAAAUAUUGAAAUAAUCCAAAGAGUAUUUCAUAUUUGUACGCAUUUAAAUUAUGAUUUGUUUCUUAUACAA